Ilyonectria robusta is the source of this 1590-nucleotide messenger RNA. Its product is annotated as major facilitator superfamily domain-containing protein. The record is from RefSeq and is a predicted model, not a curated record. NCBI's taxonomy places the organism in Eukaryota, Fungi, Ascomycota, Sordariomycetes, Hypocreales, Nectriaceae. Gene Ontology annotation, biological process: transmembrane transport. Bases 1 to 1590 code for a protein of 529 amino acids. Gene Ontology annotation, molecular function: transmembrane transporter activity. The transcript has 5 exons.
AUGGCUCACUCGCAGCACGAUGCCGCAGGGCAGCUCACCCCUGAGCAGCGUGUCGAGCUCGGCAACAAGGAGGAAGACCUCAUCACCGAGGUCAAGCCCUCCAGCGCGUCCAGCGAUUCAGGUCGCGAUGGCCUCCAGCCAGUGCCGUUGACUUGGAAGCUGGCCUCCGUCGCGCUGGUAACUGCCAUUGGCUUCGGCUCGCAAUGGAGUUCCGGCAUCACUGGAGCGAUGAAGAGCACCAUGAAGAAGGAAAUGAACAUCAACAACACGCAGUUUUCCCUUCUCGAGGCCAGUGAGGAUUUCAUGGUCACGGCCUUGAUGCUUCUAAGUGGCAUUGUCACCGAUCGAAUUGGCGGCGCUGGUGCCAUGUUGUACGGCAAUGUCAUUUACUCAGUCGGCUCAAUCCUGGUCGCCGCAGCCGCGCAGACUCGGUCAUACAAAUUCAUGAUCGCCGGCAGAGUCAUUCGCGCUCUCGGAGACAUCGCCACCCAGGUUGCCCAGUACAAGGUUUUCUCGUCUUGGUUCGCCCCUGGAAAUGGCUUUGCCUCCACCCUGGGCUUCGAACUUGGCAUUGGAAAGAUUGGCGCCUUUGCCGGAAAGUCGUCAGCCAACAUCAUCGCCAAGAACACUGGCGACUUCGCCUGGGUCUUCUGGGUCGCUGUGUUUAUGAACAUUUUUACCAAUGUCAUGACGGGUGUCUUCUAUUGGUUCACAAAGGUUGCCAACCGCCGGUUCCAUGGCGUUGAUGAUCCUGCUACCGGAGAGCGAUUGUCAGAGAAGACCAAGAAAUUUCAGCUCAGAAAGGUACUGGAACUGCCGUGGUCAUUCUGGUGUGUCAUGGGUUUCUCGCUUUUCGAGACUUCAACGGCAAUCGUUUUCCUGCAGAAUGCCACUGAGCUUGCUGAGCAACGAUUCGGUACUGAUUCCAUUGCUGCUGGCUGGUACAGCUCUGUCCUCCAAUACUCCGGAUUCUUCGUUGUCCCACUUCUCGGAGUCUUCCUCGACUUGUACGGCCAGCGAAUCUCUGUUUUGGUUUUCUGCGGCAUUGGUGUCUUUGUUUCCAUGCUUCUCGUUACCUUCUCGGCCGGCACUACCGGAACAGCCGCGUCCUUUGCAGUCUUUGCCUUUGCCUACUGCUUCGGUCCCACUACUAUCAUUGACGGUACCCGCACGUCAAUGUGGGACAGCACCGUCUUUGGCUCUGCUUAUUCCAUCAAGAUCAUGAUGAACAAUGCUUACAGGAUGAAUAUUAUUGUGCGAGUCAUCACUGGUAGAAUCCAAGACGCUGACAACAACUCGUACGAUAAAGUCACCAUUGUCUACGUCAUUCUUGCUGGCUGCUCCGUCGUUGUGUCUCUACUCCUUGCCGUCGUCGCCUGGCGAUCAGUCGACUUGGGCCACCUGCAAUGGACACGAAAGAUGCGCAUCGCUCGUGGCGAUGUCUUGAACGACAGGAAGGCUAGGUUCUACGAGGAGAAAGGUGGACGAAACAAGAGAAUCUCCAUGAUGUGCUUUGCAAGCCUCAUCGCCCUUACUCUGGGCAGCUGGUGUGCCUACUUCUGGGGAGUGGCAACUGGAAACAACGAGUAA